UUUGAGGCAGUCUCCGGCCCCCCACCUGCCGACUUGUAUCAUGCCCUCCGUUGGUAUAAUCACAUCAAGUCUUAUGAAAAGGAGAAGGCCAGCCUUCCAGGAGUGAAGAAAGCUUUGGGCAAGUAUGGCCCUGCUAAUGUGGAAGACACCACAGGAAGUGGAGCUACAGAUAGUAAAGAUGAUGCACUUGUUGCCAAGUCUUCCAUAUUACUAGAUGUGAAACCUUGGGACGAUGAGACAGAUAUGGCAAAACUAGAGGAGUGUGUCCGAAGCAUUCAGGCAGACGGCUUGGUCUGGGGCUCUUCUAAACUAGUUCCAGUGGGAUAUGGAAUUAAAAAACUUCAAAUACAGUGUGUAGUGGAAGAUGAUAAAGUUGGAACAGAUAUGCUGGAGGAGCGGAUCACUGCUUUUGAGGACUAUGUGCAGUCCAUGGACGUGGCUGCUUUUAAUAAGAUCUAAUAUCUACAUCAUAGAUCAUUGCCCUUAAAUAAAAGCUUAAAAGACA
This is a messenger RNA of Leptonychotes weddellii (Weddell seal), 505 nucleotides long. The record is from RefSeq and is a predicted model, not a curated record. Lineage: Eukaryota; Metazoa; Chordata; Mammalia; Carnivora; Phocidae.